Messenger RNA from Coffea eugenioides, 1651 nucleotides. Its product is annotated as OTU domain-containing protein At3g57810-like. Gene Ontology annotation, molecular function: cysteine-type deubiquitinase activity. NCBI's taxonomy places the organism in Eukaryota, Viridiplantae, Streptophyta, Magnoliopsida, Gentianales, Rubiaceae. Gene Ontology annotation, cellular component: nucleus; cytosol. The transcript is spliced from 5 exons. The record is from RefSeq and is a predicted model, not a curated record. Bases 329 to 1333 code for a protein of 334 amino acids. Gene Ontology annotation, biological process: endoplasmic reticulum unfolded protein response; protein deubiquitination.
CCGAUUAUAGCGUGUGCAGAUACCUCAGAGGCUCACACCUCAGCCAGCAGGAGCUGCUGCCCUUUUCCACUGUGGCCCCCAGCCCCACGGACAACAAGAUGCACUCCUCUUUUACUUUUCCGCUCCUCUAAGUCGCCGUCACCAACCCCAAGCCCAGCCCCCGCCUCCGAUAAAACCCCACACAACUCAUACGCAAUAGUAACCAUUUCUUCAGUAUCUUGUCCCCAUUGCCGAUGGGUGCGUUGGUUCGUCUAGCCUUCGUCCGGAGUACAUCUUACCACAAAUAAAGCAGGCUAGUAGGGAAACCGUAUCGAAUAAUAUUCCGGUGAUGCUCAGUGCACUAUGUGCUCGCCCUAAAUCUUGGCUAUUCACUACUUUAUUCUUGUCUCAUGCCCACAGCUCGGCAGCGGCUCUUGUUCACAAUCGGCUCAUUGGCAGCCCUCUUUUGAAAUCCGUAGUGGUUGCCAACGCCGAUCAAAGGAGACACCACUCCAGUAGUUGUCGUCUCGUCGACACCUCCGCUCAGGGUGGCGCUGCGUCUAUAUGGCAUGCAAUCCUUCCCGCCGGUGACGGGGAUUUGGAUCUCCACCGAACCAAGAGGAAUGUGUUCGUCCACCACCACGAUGAAUUGAUGAAUAAAGGUGAAGGCUCGUGGAAUGUGGCUUGGGAUGCCAGGCCGGCGCGCUGGCUUCACAAUCGUGAUUCUGCGUGGUUAUUGUUUGGAGUUUGCGCUUGCUUAGCCGCGCCCCCAUUGCCGCUGUUAGCGGAUUCAUCUGAGUUCGUCGAUGGGGAAACGGAUGAAUUCAGACAUGAAGCAGCAGCAAUGACCGUUGUAGAAAAUCGAAAGUGUGCCAACUUUAGAGUUACAGGGGUGCCAGCAGAUGGGAGAUGUCUGUUUAGAGCAAUAGCUCACGUGGCAUGGUUGAGAAAAGGGGAGAGUGUUCCUGAUGAAAACCGCCAAAGGGAACUCGCUGAUGAAUUAAGAGCUCUGGUUGUUGAGGAGUUGUUAAAGAGGCGAAAAGAUGCAGAAUGGUUUAUUGAAGGAGAUUUUGAUGCAUAUGUGGAAAGAAUUGAAAAACCUUAUGUAUGGGGCGGGGAACCAGAAUUGCUAAUGGCUUCUCAUGUUCUCAAGGCGCCAAUUUCUGUGUUUAUGAUUGAUAGAAGCUCUGGUAAUUUAAUAAAUAUAGCAAAGUAUGGUGAAGAGUAUAAGAAAGAUGAAGAGAGUCCAAUUAACAUUCUAUUUCAUGGAUAUGGACAUUAUGACAUAGUGGAUGUUGUCUCUGAAGGUUACCAGAAAGUAGAAGGAGGAUAUCAGAGAGUAGAAGCAGCCUAGAAGCUUGACAUAAAACAUACAAUAAAGUCUUUCACAUAUUUAUCAAGAAUAAAGAAUAUAUUUCCCGCAAGUGUUCCAAAAAUUCUUUCGGGAUACAAGGAAAAGAUGCUUCUAUCCAUCUCCUACCCAUCUCUUCAAGCCCAUGCUGAAAUGACUUUAUUCAAGCAUUAGAAUUAUUUUCAAUUUUGUAGAUUCUGUAGUCUAUUUGUUUUCUCUUACUUUCAAUUGUUAUUGAGCAAACGUUAACAAUUUCCGAGUGCAACUGUCUGAGCAAACAUGGAAUGCUAUCUACUUAAACAUGUGGGAAUUUUGAAGUUA